Messenger RNA from Pieris rapae (cabbage white), 2747 nucleotides. RefSeq names its product ethanolaminephosphotransferase 1. The record is from RefSeq and is a predicted model, not a curated record. Gene Ontology annotation, cellular component: Golgi apparatus; endoplasmic reticulum membrane. Bases 196 to 1350 code for a protein of 384 amino acids. The transcript has 9 exons. Gene Ontology annotation, biological process: phosphatidylethanolamine biosynthetic process. NCBI's taxonomy places the organism in Eukaryota, Metazoa, Arthropoda, Insecta, Lepidoptera, Pieridae. Gene Ontology annotation, molecular function: ethanolaminephosphotransferase activity.
UAUUGUGAUUCGCCAAACCUAUCAGUCAUGUGUAUUUUUUUCUGUCACAGCGGCGCCGUUUUAAAUUUUGCGAAAAAUAAAAUAUGAAUAAUGUAGACAAAAACUAGAUUGUUAACAACUCUAACCUUUUUGUGACUCAUACCUAUACUAUGAGAUAUCUUUUUUACUAAAUUGCAAUUUCUUUACCGUGUAAUAAUGGCACGUUUCCUGUCUCAAGAUAAAUUGGAAGGAUUUGAAAAAUAUAAGUAUAAUUCAAUCGACACAAGUGUGCUCAGUAAAUAUGUUAUGCACCCAUUUUGGGAUUGGUGUGUCCAGUUUUGCCCACGUUGGGUUGCGCCAAACCUGCUUACAUUUGCUGGAUUCUUACUGACAGUAUUAAACUUCCUGCUAUUUUCUUACUUUGACUAUGGAUUUAAUGCUCUGACAAAAGAUAAUAAAACAGAUGAUUAUAUUCCAAGCUGGGUUUGGGCAUUUUCAGCUAUAAAUUUAUUUGUAGCAUAUACAUUAGAUGGUAUAGAUGGCAAGCAGGCCCGCCGGACAGGUACAAGCGGGCCCCUCGGCGAAUUAUUUGAUCAUGGACUAGACUCUUACUCCGCGGUUCUUAUACCCACAUGUCUUUACAGCAUAUUUGGAAGGGAUGAGUUGAGCCCACUGCGAUUUUUCUUCGUAAUAUGGAACAUCUUCAUUAAUUUCUACCUCACUCAUUGGGAGAAAUAUAAUACUGGUGUCAUGUUCCUCCCUUGGGGCUAUGAUUUUACUAUGAUUGGUUCAUGUAUCCUUCUACUCGUUACAUCCGUAAUUGGGCCCCAGGCGUGGCAUGUGGCCCUCCCAGGCGGACUCACUCCAGGCAUCAUUUUUGAAGUCACACUUUACCUCUCCGCCAUGCUGACAAGCCAGACUGUUAUACUGUGGAAUAUAUAUAAGUCAUACAGAGAUAAAACCGGCAAAAUGCGAUCCUUAACUGAAACGAUUCGGCCAUUGAUUCCACUAGCUGUGUUUUUCGUGCUUAGCAGCAUCUGGGCUCUCUACUCACCAACAGAUAUCAUACAUCGAGGCCCGAGACUUUUCUAUGUACUCACUGGAACUAUAUUCUCAAAUAUCAAUUGUCGUCUAAUCGUAUCACAAAUGAGCGACACACGUUGUGAUAUAUUCAACAGUCUUCUAGUGCCGUAUGCGUUGGCAAUGGCCGUUGUAUUCUACUGGAGGGUUUCGCCCAUGACCGAACUUAUACUUCUCAGCUCCUUAUGUAUGGCGUGUUCAUGGGCACAUAUCAGCUAUGGUACUAAAGUGGUACGAGAAAUGUGCGAUCACUUCAAAAUUGCAUGUUUCCACAUAAAGCCAAAGAAUUAAUUUGUGAUUUUUAUCUCGUCUUGUCGUAGAUUAGUAGGAAAAUUUCUAGAUCUGACUUUGAUCUUAUAUUUUUUUAUGUCAAUGAUUCUUAUUAUGGUCAAUAAUUUAUAUUGAUUUCAGAGAAAAGACAAAAAUUGCUUUUAUUUAUAAUUGUCGUCCUAGAUGGCAUUGAACUUACAAUUUUUUGUGUAUGAUUUAGUAAUCUAUUUGAGGUAGAAAUCAUUUUUUUUAGUUCUCCCAGGUACUAUCACCAUUAUUCAUAAAAACUUAAUCAGCAGUAGUAUUGCACAAUUUUUAUUGAAGUUUUACUUACAUUGAAAAUAGUGUGAUUAUACUGAUUUAUUUUUAUGAAGAAUUAGGUGUGGAAACUAUUUGUUUCUUACAUUGGAAGUACUAUCUUAAUUGCUUUUAUUAUAUUUAUACAUUAUUACACUAAAUAGAUGUCACAGAUGGCAUUGUGUCAUAAUUAUUAAAAUACCAGUAAAAUAUUUUCUCUAAAUACUUGAUUUAAAUUAUUGAUCAAAGUUACAAGCUGAUAUCCUAUAUUGUUAUAUACUUUGGAGUUUUUACAUUUUCCUACAUAAAUUUAUGUUUUGUGAUUUUGAUAAUUCAAAUUAUAGUGUUAUGUAAUUUAUAUGUUAUUCCAAAGAUAGGUAAGGUUUAAUAUGCAUUUUGGGGAUUCCUAUUUUAUAAUAAGCAAAGGUAUAUGUACCUCUAAUUAAUAAUAUUUUAAUUAUAUACUUAAUAACUUAUGAUGGCCAUUGUGAUUUUAAAUGGAUAAAAUUUUUUAGUGCCCACACACUUAAACGUAAUAUAUACCAUCUAAAAAAAUUGAGUUCCUCUAAAACUUGCAAAAUCAUUUAUUUUAUGUUUUACAACCUGAGAAUUUAUUUGAAAUGUUAAUCACUAUCAAUGACAGCUACUAGUAUUUUAGGUUUACUAAAUAUUAUUGUUUCCACUCAUGUCAUUGUUUCAAGCUGAUAAUUGAAAUAGGCAUUUAUUUAAAAACAAACAAGUAAUAUUAUAUCUAGUCUAUGGUUGCCAAUCAAAAUUAUAUUUAAAGUGGUAGAAAAGGUAGUGUCAUUUAAUUUUAAAUGGUGUGAGUAAAUAUACCUAAAUAUUAUCUUAAGUAUAUUUUUAGUUAGUUUUCACCAUUUCUACAUAAAUGAAAAUGUAAUUAAGAUAUUUCCCGAUAAGUUAUUUGAGUUGCCAGUACUGUGUAAUAUUUUAGAUUAAGCUGGGAAGAAUGUGUAUAUUUUUCUAUUUGUUUGUGCUCAACAUUCUGUACCUGUUAUUUUAAGUUUUCAUUGUAACUAAAAUUAUUUUCUAAACAUGCUUGUCAAACAUUGUUUUAAUUAUGUAGACCUUGUUAUUAUAUAACAUGUAUUUAUAUGAAA